AUGGCCACCCUCCAGUCGGAGACUGACUGCUACGACAUCAUCGAAGUGCUGGGCAAGGGCACGUUUGGGGAGGUGGCCAAGGGCUGGCGGCGGAGCACAGGCGAGAUGGUGGCCAUCAAGAUCCUCAAGAACGAUGCUUACCGCAACCGCAUCAUCAAGAACGAGCUGAAGCUUCUGCGCUGCAUGCGGGGCCUGGACCCCGACGAGGCCCACGUCAUCCGCUUCCUCGAGUUCUUCCACGAUGCCCUCAAGUUCUACCUGGUCUUCGAGCUGCUCGAGCAAAACCUCUUCGAGUUUCAGAAGGAGAACAACUUUGCGCCUCUCCCCGCCCGCCACAUCCGCACAGUCACGCUGCAGGUGCUCCGGGCCCUGGCCCGCCUCAAGGAGCUGGCCAUCAUCCACGCCGACCUCAAGCCCGAGAACAUCAUGCUGGUGGACCAGACGCGCUGCCCUUUCAGAGUCAAGGUGAUUGACUUUGGCUCUGCCAGCAUUUUCAGUGAAGUUCGUUAUGUGAAGGAGCCCUACAUCCAGUCGCGCUUCUACCGGGCCCCCGAGAUCCUGCUGGGGCUGCCCUUCUGUGAGAAGGUAGACGUGUGGUCUCUGGGCUGUGUCAUGGCCGAGCUGCACCUGGGCUGGCCCCUCUACCCGGGCAACAACGAGUAUGACCAGGUGCGCUACAUCUGUGAGACCCAGGGUCUGCCCAAGCCUCACCUGCUGCACGCCGCCCGCAAGACCCACCACUUCUUCAAGCGCAACCCUCAUCCCGAUGCCACCAGCCCCUGGCAGCUCAAGUCCUCAGCCGACUACCUGGCCGAGACCAAGGUGCGGCCCCUGGAGCGCCGCAAGUACAUGCUCAAGUCCCUGGACCAGAUCGAGACGGUGAACGGCGGCGGCGCGGCCGGGCGCCUGCCCUUCCCGGACCGCGAGGCGCUGGCCGAGCACGCGGACCUCAAGAGCAUGGUGGAGCUCAUCAAGCGGAUGCUCACGUGGGAGUCACACGAGCGCAUCAGCCCCAGCGCCGCGCUGCGCCACCCCUUCGUGUCCAUGCAGCAGCUGCGCAGCGCGCACGAGGGCACCCGCUACUACCAGCUGUCCCUGCGUGGCUGCCGCCUGUCGCUGCAGGUAGACGGCAAGGUCCCCGCGGCCCUGGACGACGGGCCCCCCUACUACCGCCUGGCCGAGGAGGAGGAGGCGGCGGCGGCCGCGGGCCUGGGCAGCGGGCCCUUCUUCCGCGAGGAGAAGGCGCCGGGCAUGCAGCGGGCCAUCGACCAGCUGGACGACCUGAGCCUGAAGGAGGCGGGCUGCGGGCUGUGGGGGGAGCCCCGCGCCGACGCCGCCGUGCCCGACCUGCUGGCCCCGCUCAAGGGCGCGGUGGCCACCGGGCGGCGCGGACCCGACGCGGGCCCCGAGCCCAUCCUGGCCUUCUACGGCAGCCGCCUGGCCGGCCGCCACAAGGCCCGCAAGGCCCCCGCGGGCUCCAAGUCCGACUCCAACUUCAGCAACCUCAUCCGCCUGGGCCAGGCCACGCCCGACGAGGACGGGCCGCGCCGGGCCAGCGGCUGGGCCGAGGGAGAGCGCCGUGGGGCCUCCGCCGAGCCGCCCACCCUCCCGCACCGGGACGGCGACGGGCCGGACAUCAAGGACCUGAACGUGGACGCGGAGCGGCCGGGCGCUGAGCUCUUUGACCCCAGUAGCUGCCCUGGAGAAUGGCUGAGCGACACAGAGUGGACCCUAGAGGGCAUCAGGGGGCCCCGGGCCCAGGGCCUGCAGCCCCGCCACAUCCACCCGCACGGGCCGCCCCGGGCCACCAGCUUCCUGCAGCAUGUCGGCGGGCACCACUGA
Messenger RNA from Sorex fumeus (smoky shrew), 1842 nucleotides. RefSeq names its product homeodomain interacting protein kinase 4 (gene HIPK4). The record is from RefSeq and is a predicted model, not a curated record. Gene Ontology annotation, biological process: peptidyl-serine phosphorylation; peptidyl-threonine phosphorylation. Lineage: Eukaryota; Metazoa; Chordata; Mammalia; Eulipotyphla; Soricidae. The coding region runs from base 1 to 1842 and encodes 613 amino acids. Gene Ontology annotation, molecular function: protein tyrosine kinase activity; ATP binding; protein serine/threonine kinase activity. Gene Ontology annotation, cellular component: cytoplasm; nucleus. The transcript has 4 exons.